Molecule: messenger RNA, 2181 nt
Organism: Microstroma glucosiphilum
Lineage: Eukaryota; Fungi; Basidiomycota; Exobasidiomycetes; Microstromatales; Microstromataceae
Exons: 3
Coding region: 1-2181 (726 amino acids)
Biological process (GO): biosynthetic process
Molecular function (GO): intramolecular lyase activity
Source: RefSeq, a predicted model, not a curated record
AUGGAUGCUCCCUCGGGAGAGACUGCUGACGGUCACAAUCGUGGAUCAUGGACGUCAGAGCUCUGCCAAUUCUCGUAUGCACGCUUUCACCUCUAUCUCACCAUACCCCCCACGGUCUUUCUCUAUCUGCUCAACCGGCCAUUUCUGACCCGCCUAGAUCGAGCUAAGCUCAUCUUUCUACCUGUAAUAGCCUUUGUAUGGACAACGCCAUGGGACAAUGAGCUGGUGCGGCAAAGAGCUUGGAGGUACCCAAGGAGUUGCGUGAUGGGUACAGUCGGCUAUGUUCCCAUCGAAGAGUACUUCUUUUUCAUCAUCCAAUCUGUCAAGACUACGCUCUUCGCGUCUUUCAUGACCCGGUGGCUGCUGCCGACCUUCUACGUCUUCGAGACCAGAGCUGAGAAGCAGAGCAGCCUCUUCGCCAGGUGGUCGUUCGUAGCAGUGUCCUGCUGCUUCACGGCGUUGUUAGCAGGCCUAGCAAUGACGCGGCCAGGACAGCACACAUACUAUCUGGGCAUGAUCCUGUGGUGGUGUUCACUGCCUCUCGCCCUGCUAGGCUGGGGCAGCUCGAAUUUCGUAGCUCGGAUGCCCUGGAGGGCUGGUAAAGGCGCGUUCCUCAUCACACUACUGCUGCCGACAGCCUACCUGUGGGCUACAGACAUCUUCGCUCUGCGAAGGGGUACCUGGCAUAUCAAUGAAGCUACAUCACUCAACAUCUUUCCAAUACCAGAUCUGCCGAUCGAAGAAAUGAUCUUCUUCUUCGUGACGAAUCUUCUCCUGGUCGUUGCCUCAUUCACAUUCGACCGCUGCAUAACGCUAGCUCGUCUCGGUGUUGGCGUAUCUAGGAGAGAGCGGGCAGACUCUUCGACUCCGCCCUUUUCCCCAAGCUACCUACCGCUGAAUCUGGAGACUAUCAAAGCUCUGUGGGGUACCUUUGUCGUCAUGGACCCGCCAGCCGAAGAUACGACGGGCGGCUACGACGGGCUAUCUGCACAGUGUCGAGACUUAGCAACAUCUCUGGACAUUCUCAGCAAUGCCUCAAAGAGCUUCAGUAUGGCAUCCCUUCUACUGCCUUGGGAUCUGCGCUCCGACUUGAGCGUACUAUAUGCCUUCUGCCGGGCGGCAGACGACUGCAUCGACGACGAGGAAUCUGUCCCUGAGAGUGAGAGUGAUCAUGGCAAUGCCAAGAUCAGAAGGAUCGCCCUGCUGAAGGAUUUGAUUGCUGCCAUCUAUAAGCCGAAUUCGACAGAAAGCCAGGCCAGAGCUGCCAUCAGGGAUACGCUCAGGCGCUUCACAGACCAAGAAAGCAAGGGCAAGGGCACUAACGACCUCAAAUGUCAGUCGCAGGAGCAGCUACGAGCAUCAGCUAGCUCGGUCGUCCCCUUGCGCAAUCUUGUCCCUCGCUCCUUAUGGAAAGAGCUACUUCGUGGCUACGAGAAGGACAUGCAUCUAGACAUGAAGGGCAUUGGCACAGCGCUGGAAAGCAUGGAGGACGUCGUUGAGUACGCUCAGUGUGUCGCUGGCUGCAUCGGAGAGAUGUGUGUGAGAGUGGUCCUGGGUAGGUGCGGCGUGAUCGUCCCUUCGCUCGAGGACCUGAACUUGAAGCGGACGAUCGACUUGGACAAAGAGACGUUGGAGCCAUUGGCGGAGGACGACGUGAGCUUGCUGCAGAGACCGGAGGGGAGCACGAGCUCCGCCUCGAGGGCUACAGCUCGCUACCUGAUUCACCAUGCUCGACGGAUGGGCGUCUCGCUACAAUUGGUCAACAUAGCUCGGGAUGUAGUUGACGACUCUAUCAAGCUGCGAAGAUGCUACCUCCCACGCGAGCUCAUCGAGCGCAACGAGCCCGCGCAACCAGUACUGGAAGCUCUCUUCGCCGGCAAGGUCUCGAGUGAUGCCAAGGGGAGCAAGGACACCAUCUCUCCAGCAUCGUUACGGCCAUACUGCCUGCAACUUCUCAAGAUAGCUUCUUCGCUCUACACCGCAUCGUUUCCUUCCAUCCAGGCUCUCUCCUCGAAGCCAACCCAGUCCGGACUUCGGGCAGCUUGCGCAGUGUACUUUGCCAUUUCCCAGUCUAUUCUGGAGCAGAGUGAAGAGGAGAUCAGGGCGGGUAAGAGGGCGAGGAUGAGCAAGUGGAGGAGGGCGUACAUUGCUACCAAGGCGGUCUACCUUGGAAGGGGCUAG